Molecule: messenger RNA, 306 nt
Organism: Encephalitozoon cuniculi GB-M1
Lineage: Eukaryota; Fungi; Microsporidia; Unikaryonidae
Exons: 1
Coding region: 1-306 (101 amino acids)
Source: RefSeq, marked provisional
AUGACACAAGAAAGUACGAUGAACGAUAUUUACCCACUAGCAGCACUGCUUAUAUAUGCAACAAACCAAAAGGUAACCAAGGAAAAGAUCAGCUCUGUGUUCAAGUUUCUUGGGUUAGAGAGCCAUCCGAAGAUCUGCGAGUUUUUUGAGGUGGAUGCAGUCGAGAUCAAGAAGCUGUUGAUGAGCAGCACCCAGGAGGCUGCAGCACCGGCAGGACCCCAAGAGCCAGCCGAGGCAUCUGGAGAUGCAGGGAAGAAGGAGGAGGUUGAAGAGGAGGAGAUUGAGAUCGACUUUGGGAUGUUCUGA